Cylicocyclus nassatus is the source of this 1049-nucleotide messenger RNA. Lineage: Eukaryota; Metazoa; Nematoda; Chromadorea; Rhabditida; Strongylidae. The record is from the annotation of a GenBank genome assembly.
AUGGUAGCACUACUUUUUCUUCUAUUUCUGAUAAGCUCACAGAUUCAAAGUCAAAAGCUUACAACGGAGGAAAAUAAACUCAACAGCAAAAAAUGUGGCGUUCAUUUCCUAGGACAGCCACUUCAGAAAAAUCGUCUGGUCAAAAAGUCUUACGGAGGUCGUGAAUUCGAAGAAAAUGAGUAUCCUUGGACUGUAGUUUUGGGACAUGACCAGAUGACGUGCAGUGGUGUUCAGAUAUCUCCUCGACACAUUCUAACAGCUGCUCACUGUGUUUUGGUCUUCGAUGAAAUGAGCCCUGUGUUGUGCGUCAUGAAUAUGUCGCACAGCAUUGUCUCCGUGUUAGUUACGCCAGAAAAGGUAUCAGUCUUCAUAGGUGGCGGUAGAGACCACUGCAGCAAUCUUAUUUGCCAGAAUAAGACUUUGUAUAGAGCAAAAAAGAUCAUAACAAAGGAAUUGGACAUAUGUAAUAAUUACAAUAAUGAUUUGGCUCUCAUUGAACUCGAACGAGAUAUCUCGGAAAGCGACUCGACACCAAUAUGCAUGCCCGAAGAUGACUUGCCACUAAACCCUGUUCUGUACGCAAGCGGCCUCGGAGUCGACCCUUCGAGCCCUAUCACUUUUGACAACCCGAAAGGUGAACAUGCACAUGGACAGCAAGUAGUGGCGCUUCGUUAUGAUGCGAUUGAUCAGUCACUUCAUCAGAUUCGAACCAAGACUUUCGGAAAAGGAAUAUUUCCAGGCGAUAGUGGAGGUCCGCUGUUCCAAGUGAAUGAAGAAGGUCGUCACAUCCUUGUGGGAAUCAAUAGUUAUUUGGAUCCAAGUUUCGCUGAGCCUAAUGAAAAUAUGAUAAACUAUUUCACUGCCGUGCAAGACUAUUUGGAUUGGAUCUGCAAAUAUUCAGGUGUGUGCCCAGUGGAACAGAACGUGGAUUACCAAAAAAGCUAAAAUCCACAGUUUAUGAAUCUUUGAUAUGAAAACACCGCUAGGUGGAAAAUGUAUUGCCAGCAUACUAUUCUUAGAAUGAUUAAAUGCUCUUAGGAGUUCCCACU